This is a messenger RNA of Daphnia carinata, 5594 nucleotides long. RefSeq lists its product as uncharacterized. The record is from RefSeq and is a predicted model, not a curated record. NCBI's taxonomy places the organism in Eukaryota, Metazoa, Arthropoda, Branchiopoda, Diplostraca, Daphniidae. Gene Ontology annotation, biological process: response to oxidative stress. Gene Ontology annotation, molecular function: heme binding; peroxidase activity. The transcript is spliced from 15 exons. Bases 314 to 4918 code for a protein of 1534 amino acids.
AGCUAAAGGUUCAGUGUGCCAUGGGCUGCCAUUGAGACGACAAGUCUCUUACUUGUUUGCUCCCACAUUUUGCUCGCACGCUCCGACAUUGACGGGCAUCCCGAACUUUUAACAAACAAUUUGUGUUUUUUUCCUCCAUUCAAAACAAACAACAACAACAACAAAAACAAUAUCUUCCGCUGUUCGUUCUGAUUCAUCAUCAACUCUACCUGAACGUUUUUUUUUGGGUUUUUUUCAAAAAAAAAAAUUUCAUAUCGUUCGUCGGGAAAGAAUCUGCAAGUCUUCCCGCCACACGCAUCCGCACAGGUCAGCCAUGGCGUCGCCAGCCUUACUCCGGCACAGGUUGGCCACUGCAGCGCUAUUGUCGCUAGUUCUGCUAGCCGUUUUGUUCCCGUCCGUGCGAUCCAUCGAGAUCGUGGACAGCGACGUUGCCGCAACACAGCAACACCAGUUCUCGUCGGCUUCGAUUUUCGUGCCAUCGAUCCUGCCACUCAACGCGCCUGCGGCAACGUCCGACAACCGCACGUCGGCCCAGCUGCCACUGACCAACGAACAAGUGCGCUGGGCCGUCGAUUUAGCCGUUUCCCGCUUGGCCGGCACUGAAAUUUCACGUGUAUUCAGCGGAAAGCUGGCCCAGUUUGUCAGCCCAGUCGUCCGCGACAAGGCCGCCGCGGCGCUGGUCGCCGAAGAAGUCACUCGCAUUCUAGCGCAGAGUUGGUCGGUGAAUUCGUCCGACAUCCGUAAUCGUCUGGGUCGGACACAACUCACUGGAACACGUCUGGCUGAUUCCUGCCCAGAGAAAAAGCAACACAUCUGCCAGCCCCAAAAGUUUCGUCACGCGAGUUCACUAUGCAACAACGUGCAGAACCCCACUUGGGGCACUGCAGAAACUAGUUAUGGAAGACUCCAGGCAGCAUCAUACAGUGAUGGCGUUAGUCAAAUAAGGUUAGCUGCUUCUGGCAAACCCCUCCCGAGUCCAGUUAAAAUCGCAGAGACUAUCCACACCCCAAAGAAAGUCGGCAAUGGCUACCUCACCACCUUGUCUGGCGUCUGGGCUGAGUUUGUCCAAAAUGACAUCUCACAUCCCGUCUCUUUUUCGGAUCUGGGUAUGGAAGGACAAUGCUGUACGGGAACCGAGUCGAAUUUCGCCACUUGCAUGUCUACUCACGAAGGAGAUAAAUGCACGUCGUAUUCUCGCACGAUAAGCGUACUUAAUAACAGAUGCGAACUAGGUGCUAGAGAACAAAUGAACGCAGCCACUGCUUUUUUGGACGCAUCGACUAUCUACGGAAGCAAUGAGGACGUUUCCAAUCAGCUGCGAACCUUCGAAGGUGGAUUUUUGAGAACGAGUUUUGGAGAUUUGUUGCCCGUCGACCACAGUUGCGAUAUCUUUAGCAACAAUAGCACCAAUUGCGUCGAAUCGGGCGAUGUGAGAGUGAAUGAAAGUCCGGCUUUGACGGUCCUUCACACGCUCUUUGUCCGCCAACACAACCGUCUGGUCGCCAAACUGGCUCAGGUCAACAACAUGUGGGACGACGAAACCCUGUUCCAAGAAGCCAGACGUCUGGUGACUGCUCAGAUCCAACACGUGACUUAUCGCGAAUUUCUUCCGGCUGUGCUGGGCGAGAAUUUGGCCGAGAACCUGCAACUAACGCCCCAAACCGCUGGCCACUUCCUCGGCUAUGACAUCGACGCCUAUCCAGGCGCUCUGGAAGCCGCCGCUUCGACCGCUCUCUCUUUCUCGCUGGCCAUGCUGCCGGCAAAGUUUGAAACCUUUACCAUGACAGGAGACAAGACAGGUGAAAUGGCCACCAACGCCACCGGCCACCUCAACGCCCAGCAGACUGAAGAACUUCUUUACGGCUUGGUGAGCACCUUAUCUCGACGCGUGAGCCUUCACAUCGUCAAGGACGCCAGACGCUCCACUCUCCCAACUAGCAACGCAAUCGACAAAGUUGUCGAGAUCCUGAUGAGAGGUCGCGAUCACGGCCUGCCCGGCUACUCAGCUUGGCGUCAAUAUUGUGGCCUGUCCCCCGUUAAGAAUUUCAGUGACUUGAGUGACAUUGUUUCAUCGUCCAAUAUCGUCCUCUUGUCCAGCGUCUACAGUAGCGUCGAAGAUAUCGAUCUAUUCACUGGUGGCCUCGCUGAGACCCCGCUUAAAGGCGCAGUUGUCGGCCCGACCAUCGGCUGCAUAUUGGCCCAUCAGUUUUCAUUGCUCAGGAAAUCUGAUCGCUUUUGGUAUGAAAAUGAUGUGCCCCCUUCGUCUUUCUCUCGAGAGCAACUACAGGAAAUCCGAAAAACAAACCUGGCCGGCAUUAUCUGUCAGAACUUUGAAAUGAUCAAAUCAAUGUCGCCGAAAGUUUUCCACGAGAGAGAUAACUUUUUGAAUUCACCGAUCCCCUGUGAUCUGAUAGCCGACAUAGAGCUGAGUCCGUGGGCCAGCGAUUCACCGGCUAUGCAAGUACCAGAAGAUUUGCUCCGCCAGUCAAUCCAACGUGCUAUGGUGGAUUUUGCUCGACGUCGAGAGAACGAACGAUUGCUCUUCGAAACCAAUAAAGGAGCUGAUCCUAAAUCUCCACUGGGCAUCGCUUCCGCUUUCAACCGACCCAAUGCCGCCGCCAUCUUCAUGUCAAACACUUCGCUUUUGCUGGAAUACGCCUCCGAAGAGUUCAUCAACCACCUGGAACAGCCCAAGUUCGGCCGCGUCAAGAGACAGCUGAACGGAUUGCUGGGCAAUUUAUUUGGACGGCUGACUCGUCCAUUGUCUCAAGGACUCAACAAUGUGGACGUGACGCGUUUCGUCCAGCCGGCUUCGGCACCCAACGUCUGUCGAAACAAUGAAGAAACGCUACCGUGCGAUAACACGUCACCUUUCCGCAAAUUCGGCGGCUGGUGCAAUAAUCUCCGCAACCCAACAUUCGGCAAGACGCUGACACCGUUCAACAGGCUCCUGGCCGCCGGCUAUGAUGAUGGUAUUGCCCGGCCGCGAUGGCGAUCGGUCACUAACCAACCGCUUCCAUCGCCUCGUCUCAUUUCGGUCGUCGUUCAUCAGGACGUCAGCAACAUGCAUCGCCGCUAUACGAUGAUGCUCACCUAUUUCGGCCAAUUCCUCGAUCACGACGUGUCUUUGACGCCCAUUUCACGCGGCUUCCAAGAUGCCAUCUUGAACUGUCGUGACUGCGAUUCGCCAACCAACGUCCAUCCUGAAUGCUGGCCCAUUCCCAUCCCUAGCAACGAUCCUUUCUUCCCUAAAGUCAACUUGCAAACUGGACGUCCCGUCUGCAUGUCUUUCACUCGAUCCCUGCCCGGCCAGCAACGUCUUGGAGCCCGAGAACAAAUCGACAUGAAUUCCGCCUACCUCGACCUCUCUCACGUCUACGGACAGACUCCCUGCGAAUCGCAACGACUCCGGGCCUUCACUGGCGGCCGGAUGAACGUGACCCUCUCGCCCUUCCGUGGCAAAGAUUUAUUGCCUCAAACGAGUCGUCUAGCAGAAUGCCAAUCAGCUUCCGGCUUGUGUUUCGAUGCUGGUGAUUCGCGGUCCACCGAGAAUCCAGGUUUGAGUGUCCUCCACACUGUCAUGAUGCGCGAACACAACCGGAUCGCUGGGCAGCUCCAAGCACUCAACCGCCAAUGGGAUGACGAGCGACUUUACAUGACCAGCCGCAAAAUAGUCGGUGCCAUCUGGGAGCACGUCGUUUACAACGAAUACCUUCCGCGAGUACUCGGCUGGAACGCCAUUAAUCUCUACGGCCUCAAUCUCCUCACUGAAGGCUACUACGAAGGAUACGAUCCUAAUUGCAACGCUGGCAUUUUCAAUGAAUUCUCCACUGCGGCUUACCGUUUCGGUCAUUCGCUCGUCCGUCCAUUCUUCCCCCGUGUCGACGCUUCGUUCCAGGAGAAAACGCCGAUCCUUUUACGCGCCGGUUUCUUCAACUCUGAAAUGCUCAUGGAAGUUCAGGCCAUCGACGAGUUGGCUCGAGGCCUUAUCGUCUCUCCAAUGGAAAACUUGGAUCAGUUCGUGACUGGAGAGAUAACCAACCAUCUUUUCGAGACCAAGACCGUGCCUUUCUCUGGAUUCGAUCUGGCCGCUCUCAACAUCCAGCGCGGUCGCGAUCACGGAUUGAGACCGUACAACGAAUACCGCGCCGCUUGCAACUUGAAACGAGCUUCUACUUUUGAAGAUCUUGGCCGUGAAAUGACCGCACAAGUUAUCGAGCGUCUCAAGCAAGUCUACGCUUCCGUAGACGAUAUUGAUUUGUGGACUGGUGGUUUGGUUGAAACUCCGCUCCAGGGAGGUUUGGUCGGACCUACUUUUGCCUGUGUCAUCGGCAAUCAAUUCCGCAGUCUUAGACGAUGCGAUCGUUUCUGGUACGAAAAUGGCAAUCAAGCCGGACGCUUCACCGAGGCUCAAUUGGCUGAGAUUCGUAAAGUGGCAUUGGCCCGUCUCCUGUGCGAGAAUUCCGACACAAUCGGCGAAGUGACGCGCUCCGUCUUUGACCUGCCGCAUAAUUUCCUCAACCCGCGCGUGCCUUGCCGCUCCUUGCCACCGCUGGACAUAACCCCAUGGCGUGAGCAGGAAAGCGCCAACUGCGUCGUUUUAGGCAAGACCAUCGCCCUGGGAGCCUCGUCACUUGUAUCUCCCUGCACGUCUUGUACCUGCACAGCUGAAGGACCGCAAUGUCAAUCUCUGCGAGUCAAUUGCCAGCAGCUGCUCACCGACGUGGGCCGUGAUGCCAUUUUGGCCGACAGUGUCUGCCGCGUCCAAUGUGCCUUCCUCGUCAAUCCGGCGCCGGCCGGGCCAGCGCCCGCACCGCCCGCCCCUGCGCCACCACGACCCCCUCAACAGCCACCGCCGCCACGUCAACCGCAGCGCGGCGCUCGUUUACUGCCCAAUUUGUUGAACCUCUUUGGUUGAUUUCUGCCAUUUCUUCGCCUUCACCUUCUCCCUCUCAAAUUCUCUCCAUUCAAUUCUAGAAUUCACAUAUAUAUAAUAGAACAGUAUAAUAUUUUUGGAUGAUUUAAAUUGUAUUCCAGAACAAUGAGUCGUAGUGGCCAAUUGCCCGGCCAGUCGAGACGUUUUCGCAUAUCGGAUGUUGUAUUGUGUCCAUUUUGCAGUUGUUUUUGUAAUCAGCAAGGCAGUCGUAUUUGGAACAAAAAGAAAAAGAAACAAAAAAUGAAUCGACUAUGCGGUUUGAACGAUAUGAAAUGUACAAUUGUGUCGAUCAAAACUCGUGGAAUAGCAAUCCCUCUCUCCCGUUUCGGUAUGUGUAAUUGUCUCCGUCUUGAGACAAAAAAAAAAAGAAAUUACGUUGAGGUGGGCCGUGAACGCGCUGAACUUUGUGAUAAUCAGGUUUUUUCUCUUAAAUGUGACGCGUUUUUUCCUUAUAUAUUUUUUUUUUGUUUCAUCCUUUCGUGCUAAGUUUUCUUUUUCGUCCGCCUUUUUUUUUCACACUAUGUUCUUAAUUUUUUUUUUUUUGUCACAUCAUUUCCAGACGCUGGCGGUCACGUGAGUGUUUUCGUACGUGAUGGCUGUAUAUUUUUUUUAUUACUGAGCUGAUUAGAUUACGGCAAAUACAUGAAAUUGCAAAGAA